Molecule: messenger RNA, 1462 nt
Organism: Psammomys obesus (fat sand rat)
Lineage: Eukaryota; Metazoa; Chordata; Mammalia; Rodentia; Muridae
Gene: Stoml3
Product: stomatin like 3
Exons: 7
Coding region: 40-903 (287 amino acids)
Cellular component (GO): plasma membrane
Source: RefSeq, a predicted model, not a curated record
GGACCAUCUGCAAGAUUUGAAAAGCCUCUCAAGAAUGAGAUGGAUUCACCUGAGAAACCGGAUAAGGACAAUUUAGUGGGCACCAACAAAAGCCAGCUUGGUGUGUGUGGCUGGAUUCUGUUUUCUCUUUCCGUCCUGUUGAUGCUCAUUACCUUCCCAAUCUCCAUAUGGAUGUGCUUGAAGAUCAUUAAGGAGUACGAACGUGCUGUUGUCUUCAGACUGGGACGCAUCCAAGCUGAUAAAGCCAAGGGACCAGGUUUGAUUCUGGUCCUGCCCUGCAUUGAUGUGUUCGUCAAAGUCGACCUUCGAACAGUUACUUGCAACAUUCCUCCACAAGAGAUUCUCACGAGGGAUUCCGUGACCACCCAAGUGGACGGCGUGGUCUAUUAUAGGAUCUACAGUGCAGUCUCAGCCGUGGCUAACGUGAAUGAUGUUCACCAGGCCACGUUUCUGCUGGCUCAGACCACUCUGAGAAAUGUCUUAGGAACACAGACCUUAUCCCAGAUCCUGGCUGGGCGAGAAGAGAUCGCUCAUAGCAUCCAGACCUUGCUUGAUGAUGCCACUGAGCUCUGGGGACUCCGAGUGGCCCGGGUGGAAAUCAAAGAUGUCCGGAUUCCCGUGCAGCUGCAGAGGUCUAUGGCAGCCGAGGCAGAGGCCACCAGGGAAGCGAGGGCCCGGGUCCUUGCAGCAGAGGGAGAAAUGAAUGCUUCGAAGGCUCUGAAGUCGGCCUCCAUGGUGUUGACCGAGUCCCCCAUCGCCCUCCAGCUGCGUUACCUCCAGACCUUGACCACGGUGGCCACAGAGAAGAAUUCCACCAUUGUGUUUCCCCUGCCUAUGAACAUACUCGAGGGCAUAGGCGGCAUCAGCUACGACAACAAUAAGAAGGUCAACGCUAAAGCCUGAGGUCGUCUGAGUAACUAACAGCUGCUUAGAAAGGCCUUUCUGUUCCAUGAAGAAGUCAGCCCUUAGAGGAGGGGAAGGCCACCGCCAUUCAAGCUAUAGUAACCCUACAGCUAGCAGAAUUCCCAAAGAGAGGGAGAGGGAGAGAGAGAGACUACACAAACAAAAACAAAACCAAGAGCUGUGCACUGCGUUUAUUUUAAAGGCACGACCAAUAUUCGAUAUCCAUAUAUAAUUAGUGGUUGUCCCUGAUUAUCAGCAGGGACUCUCUCUCAGGAGAGGCAGAGACAAGAGUACUUCAGAAUUUAAGCUGUGGUGGGGAAGGACCGUAGGUAAUUUGUAAAAGAAAGCAGAUCCUGCAUUUGUGCUGUGCAUUUGGCUUACUGCUCCAGUAAAAUUACUUGCUUCCGCUCAGGUAGUCAUAAGGAAACCCCUCAAGACUAAAAACUAGGACCGAUUUGGAUGUAGCGAAUAAAAUACAGCUGUAACAUAGCAGCGACAGCACAGGGCAAAAGUACAGUUCAGGUCCAGCUCUCGGGACACCCUGCACAUCCUUGUGAAA